AUGCACAAAACGCAGAGCACCGGCAGCAAAGCUAGAGUAGCUGGCAAAGGAUGGCUGGCGGCGAUCUUCACACUUCUAGAUUCUCGACGGCGUGCGUGCCAAGGCGAUGUGGUGCAACUCAACACAGCUCUUCGCGACUGCCGGAGAGCCGGCAGGUGGCAACAUGUUCUGACGUUCUUGAAGAGCGCAGCUUGCAGCCUCGGGACAGAACCUGACAUUGUGACGCACAACACGGCAUUGACUUCGUUGGGAAUCCGUAAACUCUGGCAAGCUUCUCUUGCCUCGCUCUGUGCACUUGGCAAUGGAACCGACGUAUUCAGCUUCAACACCUUGCUGGGCACUCUGGACAACGCUCAGCAGUGGCAUUGGGUGUUGCAGAUGUUCCGCGAUGUCCGACGGCGUCGCAUGGGGGAUGCUGUUACAUAUACUUCCUCGCUGAGGGCCGCCUCGAAGCGAUCCCUGUGGGCCGAUGGCCUGGAUCUGCUUCAAGAUGCCCAGGCUACGGACAUCGAGCUCGACUUGACGGCCCUGAAUGCCGUGGCGAAUGUCUUCGAGAGGGGCUCGGCUUGGAUGCAGUCCUCCUGCCUUUUGGCCAGGCUGCCCAUGGCCACCGCACGGCCGGAUGAUCAAUUCUACAAUUCAGUCCUGAGGGCCUUGGGUGAAUGCACUCGCUGGAGAGGUGCCUUCGCCAGCUUCUUGACCAUGGAUGCACAGAGGAUCAGCCCCACAACUAUAACAUGCAACUCCAUUCUUCAGAGUUGUGCUGAUGGAAGGUGGCCGAUCAUUCUCGUUCUCUUGGGAAGUGUCCAAGAGGCGGCCGUGGAGGCUGAUACAGUUACCUUGAACACCGCCCUCAACACGGGCCGGGAUGGCUCAUGGGAGGCCAUGGGCGCAUUGCUCGUGCGAGCUCGAGUUGCAACUCUCCAGGCGGAUGCUUUCACAUACAGCGCCGCCUUCAGAGCAAUCGAAAACAUCAGCCGCUGGCAGUCGGCUCUGCUCUUGACGACGGACUUUACCGUGAAAGGACUCAGGGCAAGUUUGAUAGUCAUGAACUCGGCGAUUAGCGCAUGCAAAGCUGCGGGUGAAUGGGAGCAGGCCUUACGACUACUCGCAGAUCUUAUCGCCCAGCAGCUGCUACCAGAUGCAGUCACCUACGCGUCGGCCAUCGCAGCUUGUGAGAAAGGCAGCCGAUGGGUCCUGGCUCUUGAGCUCUACGAAGACAUGGCUUUGGAAAGAGUUGAUCCAGACCUGGUCGUGUUUGGAUCUCUGGUGAGCGCCUGCGGGCAAAGUAGAAACGGAUCCAUGGUAUGUGGCUUUUUGGAAGCAUUGGCGAUGCGGAAUGUGGAACCCAAUCUGGUCCUUGCCAAUGCAGCCAUCACUGCUCUUGCGAGGUGUGGGGAGUGGGAGGAGGCGUCGUCAAUGCUUGCAGAGCUCCUUCAUGGGUCUUCCCGCCUGGAUGCCAUUACAUACAAUGCCGUCCUGAAUGGCCACGCUGGCCGAGGGAAGUGGUCUGAAGCUCUUGAUCUGCUGGCAGAGAUGUGCUGUCGGGGACUGGAAGCGGACGUCGUGUCCCACUCUUCUGCUCUGAGUGCUUGCGAGGAGGGGCUUCGCUGGCUUCAGGCACUGGGAAGCUUCCAGCACUUGCGGGGACGUGGGCUUGAAUGCGGCAUCAUCCCUCACAAUGCAGCAAUCGCUGCACUUGCCAGUGGCGCACGUUGGCUGCAAGGCAUGGACGCAAUGGCCAAAUUGCAGCAGCAGGGAAAUGCAGCUACGGAGAUAACUCUCAACUCCGUUGUCAGUGCCUGCCAGCGUGGUCGUCAGUGGCAGGUUGCCCUGCUCCUUUGCAAAGGCUUACAUGCUUCCAGUUUGCGGUUAGACCCGGCAACACACAAUGCAGCUAUUCUGGUAUGUGCAGCUUGUGGACAAUGGCUGAGUACCAUGGACCUGUUGCAAGACUUGCACAGUGUCCGGUAUGCAAUCGACAGUGUGGCCCGUGCUGCGGCAAUCGACACAUGCGAGACGAACCUUCAGCCCCAAAAUGCAGCAAUGCUUCUGGAUGACAUGGCCGAAGCUGCUGUCGCAGAAAUCGCACAGGCCUGUGAUCCCAAUUCGGUCCGCGGCACUCGUAGGGAGAAAAGGGUGCGCUCGGAUUGA
Symbiodinium necroappetens is the source of this 2154-nucleotide messenger RNA. Lineage: Eukaryota; Dinophyceae; Suessiales; Symbiodiniaceae. The record is from the annotation of a GenBank genome assembly.